This is a messenger RNA of Sesamum indicum (sesame), 1254 nucleotides long. RefSeq names its product transcription factor bHLH30-like. Gene Ontology annotation, molecular function: DNA-binding transcription factor activity; protein dimerization activity. NCBI's taxonomy places the organism in Eukaryota, Viridiplantae, Streptophyta, Magnoliopsida, Lamiales, Pedaliaceae. Gene Ontology annotation, biological process: regulation of DNA-templated transcription. The record is from RefSeq and is a predicted model, not a curated record.
UUUCUCAACUUUAAGACAUAUAUCAAGAUUUGCAAUUUUCUUGAAAACAAGUGAAAAUGAUUCCUUGUCUCUGAACUGAUUUUGCUGAUCACACACAAAUAUCCCUCACACCAAAACUCCAUCUCAAACUGCAGCCUUAUAAAUUAAUUUCCAUUCAGACACAUACAUGUUUCUAUAAAUAAAUGAUUCCUUAAUGUUAUCAUCAUCAUCAUCUAUAUAUAUACACACACACACUCACACACACACACACACUCUCUCUUUCUUUAUGGGGUUUUCUUGAUAGUGUGUGUGUUCAUCACUCGGAUGUUUUAUUUAGUGUAAGAUCUUUCAUAAUUCUGUCUUAAACAGAUGAUGUUUUCUAUUCCAAAUAGUUUGUGUGAAGUGGGACGACGAGGGUCGUGUUCAGAUUCUUACAACAUUAUUAAUCAUGGUGAAGAAGUAGUGGUGGUGAAUAUGAGUUCAUCAGCUACAGAAAAUGUUGAAAAUGGAAAGCUGCAUAGCACAAGAUCCAUCGCUGAUGAGGCAAAAGCAGCUGCGGCAAGCAACAGUCACAAGGAAGCCGAACGCCGCAGAAGAAAGCGAAUCAAUGCCCACAUCGCCACCCUCAAAUCCGUUCUCCCAAACGUAAUCAAGACGGACAAGGCUUCUCUACUAGGAGAGGCGGUGCGGAGGGUGAGAGAGCUGAAGAAAGCAGCGGCGGUGGCGGCGACGGAGGAAACAGGUGGCUGCGAUUUGACGUGGAAAGUCAUGUUCCCUAGUGAAACAGACGAGGUGAAAGUGUGGCAGUGCGAUAAUUCGGGCCUGAUUAAGGCGACAGUGUGCUGCGAGGACAGGCCCGAAAUGGUGGUGGAGUUGAUACGGGCCCUGAAAGCAGUGGAGGCGAAGGUGGUGAGGGCAGAAAUGUCCACAGUUGGGGGGAGGACAAGGAGUGUUCUGUGGGUUAGAUUGGGUGUCGGGGGCGAAAGCGAUGUGGGUUUGGGUUUGGGGAAGCUGAGGAGAGCACUGAAGAUGGUGGUGGAUAAGCCCGUCCAGAUGGGCCCGAAACAUUGUUCUGCUGUUUCGGGCUCUUGAAGGAGCUGUAAUUUUCACGGGUCAGAGGAUGUGGGGACGAGACAAGAACAUGGGUGGGGUGUGUGGAUCAUGGUUUUAUGUUUUCCACUUCAGGUAGUUUGAUUAACUGUUAACGGGUAAUGUCUGGCGGAUCCGGGCCGGUUCCUCUGACUUGUAGAUAAACAUACCAGACCUCUACUCUUA